Molecule: messenger RNA, 1746 nt
Organism: Saccharomyces eubayanus
Lineage: Eukaryota; Fungi; Ascomycota; Saccharomycetes; Saccharomycetales; Saccharomycetaceae
Gene: VPS501
Product: sorting nexin family protein
Exons: 1
Coding region: 1-1746 (581 amino acids)
Biological process (GO): protein retention in Golgi apparatus; retrograde transport, endosome to Golgi
Cellular component (GO): endosome
Molecular function (GO): phosphatidylinositol binding
Source: RefSeq, a predicted model, not a curated record
AUGGAGAAGGAAAAGGCAUCCCAUGCGAGCCCCAGUAUUGGAGUCAACGAAUUUGUCGUCCAAGGGGAAAUAUCUAUAGAUGAUUCCGAAAGAUCGGUCAAGAGUGAUAGCAUCAGCAUAAGUCAGGAUGAAGAUGACAAGACAGACACUCAAGAUAAUACUAGCAUACUGUCCGCAAAACCACUCUCACAAACAGAUUUAGCAAUUGACGAUACGCUAUUAGGUAAAAACCCAAAAUAUGAGAAACUCUUCACUGAAAAGAGGAAACGUCGAAGACCACCCACCACAAGCAGCAGAAACUCAAUGAACUCGGAGGACAGCGAACAAAAGAAUCACAUGGGUGGAAAACUUUACCACAUUAAAAUCUUACUAGGCUCGGAUCUAAACUCGCUAAGGGAUUCGUUAUGGAUAAUAAAGGUUUCUACAGAACAGAACAUCGAAAAAACUAUAGCAAGAAGUUUUGCUGAUUUCUACUGGUUGUACCACCAAUUACAAAACAAUCAUUGGGGAAGAGUUAUCCCUCCACCAACUAGGUCCAAUAUCCUUGUGGAGAAGGAUGAGUUUGCCAUAAACCAUCUUUUCAUGAUACGUAAUAAUGAAAAGUAUGAUCCAAUUUUCAACUUCAGGCCGGAAUAUAUCAUAUCAUUACAAUUGAUGAGGAUGAUAAAGCACAUAUUCAACGAUAAUGUCUUACGUUUGGAUUCUAACUUUAUAGAUUUUCUCAAUUGGGAUGAUGCUAUUCCUGCAGAUUCACAGAUGAUUGUUGAUGAUAGCAUCCUUAAGGGUGAUAAAGUACUAACAGCAUCGUCUCAAUUCCGCGAACUAAAAGAGUUUCAAAAGCAAUCAAAAAGAACCGAAUCAAUGACAAAUUCCCACGCUUCCAUCAUACCAAUGACAGCGCUCACUGAAGUUUAUAUAAGCCCUACGAAAUUAUUCUCUAGAAAAGAUUAUCAACGACUUUUCCAACCUCAAAGUACCGACAACAAUGUCAGUAACAAUGACCCAUUGAUUCAAGAGUGGAUUCCCAAGAGUAAGUCUUUAUUCACCAGCUUAUCAUUUGGGUCAAGUACGCCCGCAUACCAAGAAACAUCCGCUGGAAUCCAAGCGUGUCAUGACUGGAUAACUUUAUGCAAGGAGCAGUGGAGACAGUUACUGUACCAUGUGUUAGAAUACAUCGUGGAUGAAACAGUAAAGGAAAAUUCUGUAAUAAAUGAAUUCACUGAUUGUCUUAAGCAGAUGUCCUCGGAAGAAGUCAUUAGAGCAAACUCUGAAUUAUUUUCAAAUUUUUCCGCACUAAAUGAAUCCUUUCUGCAAAAUUUUAAACGUGCUUCACAGCAAGAUAUUUUGAGACUUGUAAUAUUGUUCGAUGAAAAUGUAAGAUUUUGCGAAUCGUUUGAAUCUAUCUUAAAUCAAAGAUUGAAAUUAGGUAGAAUUCUAAACAUUAUCGAAACGGAUCUAGAAAAAAAAAAAAGUUAUCUUGACAAGUUAUCUCAUAAUAAUGACAAGGACCCUAAAGUCCGUAUAGCAGAAGACGAAUUCCGUAUUGUAUCAAAAAGGUACAGCCAUGUCAAGCAAAACUGGGAUGAAAUCAUGGAAAAAAUUAUAAAUGAACGAAAAUUCUUUGAGGAGAGACAAGCUAUCGAGAUUGACAAUUGCUUCAAAUCAAUAAAGGAUUCAAACACGGAUGAGAAAAGGAAGUACUUGCAAUUAUGGAAGGAUUUUAAAUUGAACGAAAAAAGAGAUUAA